This is a messenger RNA of Striga asiatica, 1027 nucleotides long. The record is from the annotation of a GenBank genome assembly. Lineage: Eukaryota; Viridiplantae; Streptophyta; Magnoliopsida; Lamiales; Orobanchaceae.
AAAAAAUCCAUCAAAUCCGAUUGCUGCGAAUUUGGAAUGCAUACACACGCCUUACAAUAUCACUCAAGAUUCCAAAACAAAUUUGGGAAAAAAGACAGAAAAAUCCAAAGCCUGUUCGUAUGAUCUCGAUGAUAUAAAUGUAAUUUACUUCGGUGUUAGCGUUUUUCUUCUGCUGCUCGCAAAUUCUCUGUCUCCCUUCCGAACACACGCAGACAAUCGAUCUGAAGUGGACAGAUACUCGACUUCCCCAACCCCAAGUAGAGAGCGAUUGUGGCGAAAGUAUGUCUGGCUCUGAGGAGGUCAAAGAACAAGCAGAAGUUGGAAUGGAGGAUGUUGACAAAUCUCUGCCGACAAAACAACAGGAAGAGGAAGCUGUCAGAAAGAAAUAUGGAGGAAUAUUGCCCAAGAAACCACCACUAAUUUCCAAGGAUCAUGAGCGUGCUUAUUUCGACUCGGCUGAUUGGGCUUUGGGAAAGUCAUUUAUUUUGAGUCUGCAGCAAGGUGUAGAGAAGCCCAAAGGACCACUUGAGGCUCUCCGACCGAAAUUACAGCCAACACAUCAGCAAACACGAUAUCGCAAAUCUCCUUAUGCUCCAUCUGGUGAAGAUGGAACUCCUGCGCCAGUCGAAGAUGCUACCACAAAUGAAUGAGAGCCGAUCAAAAGAGUAUGUUUUCCAUUACAAAUAAAGCUUGGAAAAAAAAAAGAAAGAUAAAAAAAAAAGGUAAAGUACUCUUAGCCUGCUCAAGGAAGAAUGCAUCUUCAAUUUCCUAAGAUUGAAAGGUCUUCCUGAUAAUUUCCUGUUGUAAACUAUUCUACUGCUGCCCAGACACUAAUGAAGUUCACUAUUGAGAUCUUAAAUAUACAUUUUGGACUCCAAUUUUAAAAGAAGUCUGAUCGAUGUAUUUGAAAGCUUCUUUCUUGUUUCUUUUCCUUUGAGGACGAUUAUUCUAUAUUUUAAGAUAAUACCGAAAAUCACAGAAGUUCUCAUUGAUCUUUAAGAAAUGCAAAUGCACUAAAAAAGGAGGA